Messenger RNA from Coregonus sp. 'balchen', 13996 nucleotides. The record is from the annotation of a GenBank genome assembly. Lineage: Eukaryota; Metazoa; Chordata; Actinopteri; Salmoniformes; Salmonidae.
UCUAGGCGAUGGAGGUGGAGAGGGCGAUGACCAGUGAGCUGCAGACCCUGAAACAGGAGCUUCAACAGAGAGGCCACCACAACAGACCACAGGACGAGGAGCUGCUCAGUGCCAUGAGGGAGCAGGUAGGCUACACACACACACACACACACACACACACACACACACACACAGUUUUGUAUUGCUAUCCUUGUGGGGAACAAAUAAUUGAUUCCCAUCCAAAAUCCUAUUUUCUCUAACCCCUAACCCUAAAUCUAACCCUAACCUUAACUCUUAACCUAACCCUAACCCUAAGCCUAACCUUAACCCCAAACCCCUAACCCUAAAAUAGCGUUUUUCCUCUUGGUGACCAGCAAAAUGUCCCCAAUUGUCAGAAUUUUUCUUGUUUUACUAUCCUUGUGAGGACUUCUGGUACCCACAAGGAUUGUUAAACAAAAACACACACACACUUUAUCUCGCUCCCUGUGUGGGUCCAGGUGGUGCGUCUGUCCCAGAAAGAGCAGGCUCUAGAGGAGCGGCUGGAGAGUGUGUGUCAGGAGAACGCAGACCUACGAGACAGCCUGGCCUUCCUACACACACGCAUAGCUCUACAGGACCAACACAACCAGCAGCAGAGCCAACAGGUAAAAACACAGAAUAUAGUUUUGGUAUCUUUCUCCUUGUUUACUCACUAAUAUCACGUCAAUAGUGCACAGUUGCCUAAGUGACCCUGAGAUACACUUUGGUAAUUGGGGUUUAACAGCAGCGUAAUUUCCACUCUCUGAGUAUGGCAGUGGUUCCCCCUCCCCUCCCACCCAAAGAAAUAAAAACAUGUUUUUUUAAAGGAACUAAACUUACUCUUGAAAGUUGUAAUAGUAGAAUGCACAAGGGGCAAUUUCGAUAUUGGGUAGUGCAUCAUCAGUUCCUCUUGUCAUGUCAGUCAUUGCAUACCUUAGAGAGCUAUUUAUAACUUGUCAGAAAUGUCCAGAUCAACUAGCCCAUGUCAGCUUUUUUAUGUAGUUUUUUUUGCCCAUAGAUAUUGUUGUAAUGUUUUUGUCACUGAAAUAUCACAUGAAUACACAUUAGACAUGACAAAAUAUGUAGAAUUGCAGGAAAUAAGCUUUAAACCUGCAACAUUCUCUCCACCAAAAAGAGAGGUGUGAACAGUUUGUGUCAUGAACAGUGCUUGUGCCCAUAGAAAUAAACAUGGCGCGUGUGCGUGCGGGAUAAAAAGUUUGGGAACCCCUGAUCUAUGGAAAGCUUUGCUUUAAAAUAGACUCAUCCCUCCCAUUGUCACAUGUCAUUUCAACUUGUAAUGCUGGAUUCCACACAUGUGCCGUAGUGGAGUUUCUGCACCAGGCUGGUUCAAUGGCGGUUUACAUUUUUGACAUAGCUUUUCCAAUAGCACUGUAUGUUGAUAUAGUGCACAUAUUGUGUAAUAUGUGAUUGAUGGAUGACAUUUGUAUGCUAUGUAUACUUGUGUGUCUCUAGCGCUAGAUCUGCUUUUCAAUAGACAAACUGAUGGGGUCUGAAUCUCAAUGUGUUUGCAUAAUGUGGUUGAUUUUAGAUGACACUGACCAGACCUUAUGUAUCUCUCUUUGUGUGUGUUUCCCUCUGUAUGUUUUUCUGUGUGUGUGUGUGUGUGUGUGUGUGUGUGUGUGUGUGUGUGUGUGUGUGUGUGUGUGUGUGUGGAUGUGUGUGGAUGUAUGUGCGUGUGCCCCUCUCUGCGUGUGUGUAGCUGGCGGAGGCAUGGCAGGAGGCUGCGACUGCGAGGGGGCGUUCCCAGCAGCUGCAGGUCCAGGUGGAGGAGCUUCAGGAGGAGGUCUCCCUGCAGGACAGGAGUAGCCAUGGAAACACAUCCCUACUGUCUGAGCUGGAGACCAGUCUGGACACCAUGGGCCUGGGCCAUGACAGAGAACAGGUAACACUAUAGAAACUAGGAGACAUGGGACCUGGGACAUAGGAUACAGGGAACCUAGGACAAAGGCAAGGGUUAGCACACUUAUCCUCGGUUAAUACCCUUGGUACAUACAUAGUCUUAGUACAUAAAUCAGAUAGAACCCUUUUGGUUCCAGGUAGAACCCUUUUAGGUUCCAUGUAGAACCCUUUCCACAGAGGGUUCUACGUGGACUCAAAAGUGUUCUACCUGGAGCAAAAAAGGGUUCUCCUAUGGGGACAGCCGAAGAACCAUUUUGUACCCUUUUUUCUAAGAGUGUAUAAAGUAUGAGGUGUUAGAAAGAUACAUAGAAUACUGAGAUACACAAACAUGCAAUCAAAGUCCACUACCUGUAUGUAAUAGGAAUUUCCUGGUGAACAAAAAGGAGAGCAGUCUUUUCUGGUUUAUUACAAGUUGCAACAGGGAAACACCACCCAGCACAGAAGCAGAGAAAAUAACUGGCCUCUUGGAGACAGGCCCUUUAUAUCCUAAUCACACAGCACCAAAUGUUCUGUAAACACCAGCCUGAGAGGCUUGUAGGAAGUCAAAGCAAAAAGGCAGUGACUUUGUCAGCUUCUACAGAAUCACACAGUGCCCAUAGAAUGUCAUCAAUACAAUAAAACAGUGAAUAAUCAGUGUGUCUGGCGUCAAUCAUUAUCAACAGAUAUGAGAAUAAUCCAUAACAUUCAGCAUCAAGUCUAGUGACCAUCAACCCGCACCUUGAGUGUCACAAAUUGAACACUGGAAGUGAUGUGUAUUACAGAAACUCUAAAUAUGCUAAAGAUGGUGUUGAUCACUUAAAUAUUCCCAUGACACUGUAAUGGAAGAAUGAUACAUAGCAACAGAACGUUCUGGGUAUGUUCUUGGUGACUCUGUGUGAUGGUACAGUACCAACCUCUGUAAAGGAACACUUCUUACCUUGUCUGUCCUGUCUUCAAAGAGAAAGAAACAACAAGGGCAACAUUAUUUGUGAGAGCUCUGCCACUAGCUACUGAGGUGUGAACGUAUUACAGCUCCUGCGUACGGGGUACAAUUAGUAGAAAACAUUGUGAUAAUGAAUGCUUGAAACCAAGCCUAAAAGGUGAGAAAGAAAGAGACAAAUUCUGUCACAUUUCGACUGUCUGAUUCUGUCAUUAUUUCGGUUUGUUUUCUUCCAUACCAGGAAACUGAUCUUUUAGUGAACCCAUGAGUCAUUCGCUAGUCUACAUUUCCUGCUUGGUUGAAUCACCUAAGCUAGAUGGAUCUUUCUACCUCGAACUGUCAGAGAGCACACACAUUCAGUCAGGUUUUGUGUUAACCUUUACGGGAUCGGUGUCCCUUAUACGGGACGGUUGUUGCUCAAUAUGCGAUAUGUGACUAGAAUUGUGUUGUAAACAACAGCCAACUUUCCGGGACAUAGACAUGUCUUAUAUGGGCAGAAAGUUUUAAUUCUUGUUAAUCUAACUGCAGUGUCCAAUUUACAGUAGCUAUUACAGCUAAAAAAUGCCAUGCUAUUGUUUGAGGAAAGUGCACAACAACAAAACACUUUUAUCAUGGCAACUGGUUUGGUACAUUCACCUCUGAAGGUAAAUAAUGUACUUACAUUCAGUAAUUUUGCUCUGAUUUGUCAUCCUGAGGGUCCCAGAGAUAAAAUCUAGUGUAGUUUUGUUUGAAAAAUCAAUUUUUAUAUUCAAAUGUAGGAACUGGGUUCUACAGUUUGACCUCUGACUCCACACCCACCCCGCCCGGCCAUCUAGAUGUGUAAAGGUUAGUGUAUUUUCUGUAGGGAAGCUAAUGAUCCAUAAUUUAUGACAUUCCUGGGAGUGUGCAAACUUAAAUAUUGUAUUACCAUAGCAUUGUUGUAUGUUCUCUAUAGUUAUGUACUUGAAAACCAAUUCGGCACAUUUGGGAAAACUCCAGGCAGACUUGAUACAAAAUAUUGUGUAGUGAUGCAAUUCUUCACUGGAUCAGUCUGGAAACUUUGCACACACACUGCUGCCAUCUGGUGGACAACAUCUAAAUUACAUCUAGAAUCCUACAUCACUGUCUGGCCUUCCUCUUGCAUUUCAAAGAUGAUGCAAAAGAAAAUAUAUAGAAAACACGUUUUUUUUUGUUUGUAUGAUCUUUUACCAGAUCUAAUGUGUUAUAUUCUCCUACAUUAAUUUCAAAUUUCCACAAACUUCAAAGUGUUUCCUUUCAAAUUAUAUCAAGAAUAUGCAUAUCCUUGCUUUAGGUCCUGAGCUACAGGCAGUUAGAUUUGUGUAUGUCAUUUUAGGCGAAAAUUGAAAAAGAAAGUGUCUGAUCCUUAAGAGGUUAAAGUGGUUAUACCUAUGGACGUUUUUUUCCUAUAGAGCUCAGAAGUCUCAAAGAAAAAAACGGUGAUCUUUGACUCUUAAAAGCUCUAGGACAGGGGUCUCCAACCCUGUUCCUGGAGAGCUACCCUCCUGUAGGUUUUUGCUCCAACCCAAGUUGUAACUAACCUGGUUCAUCUUAUCAACCAGCUAAUUAUUAGAAUCAGGUGUGCUAGAUUAGGGUUGGAGUGAAAACCUACAGGACGGUAGCUCUCCAGGAACAGGGUUGGAGAGGCCUGCUCUAGGGAAAGACAUAAGGUAGUGAGAUGAGGUAUAUAACUCAACUAUUGAGAUAUAUAAAUAACGAACACAGAACUCUACAAAAUUCCUUCCUCUGAUGUCAUCUAGGCCUAGGAAGUGUCAAGUUCAAGAAAAUGGGAUCACCAACUUUUUAACACCGUUAACCCACUUUUGAUUAUUAUUUUACCUUUCCUCCUCAGUAAUGAGUUCAACACUUUUGAAACAAGUAGUCAUAAUGUAGGCUGAGCAUAAUGCAAUGCCCCUGAGCUACACAUUCACAUUGUAGUGUUAAAAUAACACAGAGCUCAUUGACCUAACACACCAUAGUGUUAUUGUAUUUCCAAUGAGUUUUCUCCUUGCCACGGUGCUACUGCUUGUUUUAUGCGGCCGAAUUUAGGCCAGUUUACCUGGGUGCAAAUCUUUUUGUUAUAAACACUAUCCAAUACAAUUUGAUUUGGUUUAAAUUUGAAUCUCAUAUAUAUACAGUGGGUAAAAAAAGUAUUUAGUCAGCAACCAAUUGUGCAAGUUCUCCCACUUAAAAAGAUGAGACUCUAAUUUUCAUCAUAGGUACACGUCAACUAUGACAGACAAAAUGAGAAAAAAAAUCCAGAAAAUCACAUUGUAGGAUUUUUUAUGAAUUUAUUUGCAAAUUAUGGUGGAAAAUAAGUAUUUGAUCAAUAACAAAAGUUUCUCAAUACUUUGAUAUAUAUACCCUUUGUUGGCAAUGACACAGGUCAAACGUUUUCUGUAAGUCUUCACAAGGUUUUCACACACUGUUGCUGGUAUUUUGGCCCAUUCCUCCAUGCAGAUCUCCUCUAGAGCAGUGAUGUUUUGGGGCUGUCGCUGGGCAACACGGACUUUCAACUCCCUCCAAAGAUUUUCUAUGGGGUUGAGAUCUGGAGACUGGCUAGGCCACUCCAGGACCUUGAAAUGCUUCUUACGAAGCCACUCCUUCGUUGCCCGGGCGGUGUGUUUGGGAUCAUUGUCAUGCUGAAAGACCCAGCCACAUUUCAUCUUCAAUGCCCUUGCUGAUGGAAGGAGGUUUUCACUCAAAAUCUCACGAUACAUGGCCCCAUUCAUUCUUUCCUUUACACGGAUCAGUCGUCCUGGUCCCUUUGCAGAAAAACAGCCCCAAAGCAUGAUGUUUCCACCCCCAUGCUUCACAGUAGGUAUGGUGAUCUUUGGAUGCAACUCAGCAUUCUUUGUCCUCCAAACACGACGAGUUGAGUUUUUACCAAAAAGUUAUAUUUUGGUUUCAUCUGACCAUAUGACAUUCUCCCAAUCCUCUUCUGGAUCAUCCAAAUGCACUCUAGCAAACUUCAGACGGGCCUGGACAUGUACUGGCUUAAGCAGGGGGACACGUCUGGCACUGCAGGAUUUGAGUCCCUGGCGGCGUAGUGUGUUACUGAUGGUAGGCUUUGUUACUUUGGUCCCAGCUCUCUGCAGGUCAUUCACUAGGUCCCCUCGUGUGGUUCUGGGAUUUUUGCUCACCGUUCUUAUGAUCAUUUUGACCCCACGGGGUGAGAUCUUGCUUGGAGCCCCAGAUCGAGGGAGAUUAUCAGUGGUCUUGUAUGUCUUCCAUUUCCUAAUAAUUGCUCCCACAGUUGAUUUCUUCAAACCAAGCUGCUUAAAAAAAAUGUAUGCACGCAUGACUGUAAGUCGCUUUGGAUAAAAGCGUCUGCUAAAUGGCAUAUUUAUUUAUUUUAUUUUUACCUAUUGCAGAUUCAGUCUUCCCAGCCUGGUGCAGGUCUACAAUUUUGUUUCUGGUGUCCUUUGACAGCUCUUUGGUCUUGGCCAUAGUGGAGUUUGGAGUGUGACUGUUUGAGGUUGUGGACAGGUGUCUUUUAUACUGAUAAGUUCAAACAGGUGCCAUUAAUACAGGUAACGAGUGGAGGACAGAGGAGCCUCUUAAAGAAGAAGUUACAGGUCUGUGAGAGCCAGAAAUCUUGCUUGUUUGUAGGUGACCAAAUACUUAUUUUCCACCAUAAUUUGCAAAUAAAUUCAUGAAAAAUCCUACAAUGUGAUUUUCUGGAUAAAAAAAUUCUCAAUUUGUCUGUCAUAGUUGACGUGUACCUAUGAUGAAAAUUACAGGCCUCUCUCAUCUUUUUAAGUGGGAGAACUUGCACAAUUGGUGGCUGACUAAAUACUUUUUUCCCCCACUGUAUAUAUCUAUCUGUUCUCUCUCUCUCUCUCUCUCCAAUAGAUGACCCAGGAGGUUCUGUCCAUCCUGGAGCUGCUGCAACCCCUGACCCAGGUAGUGAAAACUCCAGAGAGGUCAGAGUUUAUAGGUCAGGAGGAAGGAGACCUGCAGGCCAUGCUGCUCCAGUUAAAGGGUGUGGCUCAGAAACUGGCCAACCACACCCACAUCCCUCAGGUGAGGAGUCAUCCUGGAAACCAAGCCACCGACCAGGGCACGCUAACUAACUCUAACAAUAGGCCAGUGAUGUGCUGUCAGGGUAGGCAGGGUAGCUUUUUUAAUCAAAUAAAAAAAGCUAUUGUCAAAAGGUUUUUAUGCUUAAAAUCCCAAAAUGUGCUAAAACUGCAUCACAAGCUCUUGUCGAUCUGUGCCUACCAUCCCAUCCAUUCAAAUCCAUUCAUUUUCCCAUGAAGCAGAGAGAGCGUUACAAUUUUAAAUCUUAAAUUACAGUGCAUUUGUGGGGUGGUGGGGGGGGAUACAAGAAGUAUUGAGUUGAAACAUUUAUAAUUGGUGGAGUAUUGGGUAGAAGGCUGCUACUGCGACCUCAAGAACCUGAACAAUGACCUCAUCAAAUACGAAAAAUCGGCAUCACAUAUACAACACUAGAUCACCCUAAAAAAAUUGGAGGACACAUGGAUCGAUAUGCCAUUAAAUGAGCAGCAAAAACAACAAGUCACCAUGCACAAUGCUAAGGUAAAGGAAAACCGUGAGAUUUUGAAGGACCUUACUAGGGGGAAAAAAAUAGUUAGCGUUUCGGGGUAGCCAUAUGAUGAAGCUAAUGUAAUCGUGGAAACUAUGUAUAGUUAUUGUGUACUUUUGCUGAAAAAUACUAAAAUGUUAGCUACAGUGGGUAUUAUAAGUAUUCAUCCCCCUUGGUAUUUUUCACAUUUUGCUGCGUUAAAAAAUGGGAUUGAAAUAGAUUGAAUUGUGAUUUUUUUAAAUUGAUCUAUACAAAAUGAUCCAUAUAUAUUUUUGAACGACUACCACUUCCUCUGUCCCCCAUACAUACAACAUCUGUAAGGUCCCUCAGUCAGGUAUUGCAUUUUAAGCACAGAUUCAACUACCAGGGAGCUUUUCAAAUGCCUCAUAAAGUGAUUGGUAGAUGGGUAACAAUAACAAAUCAGACAUUUAAUAUCUCUUUAAGAAUGGUCAAGUUAAUAAUUAUGCUCUGGAUGAUGUAUUAAACCACCCAGACACAUCAAAGAUACAGUCGUCAUUCUGAACUUAGCUGCAGGACAAGAAGGAAACUGCUCAGGGAUGUCACCAUGAGGCCAAACAGCUACAGAGUCCAAUGGCUGUGAUGGGAGAAAACUGAGGAUGGAUCAACAACAUUGUAGUGACUCCACAAUAAUGACCUAAAUGACAGAGUGAAAAAAGAAUACAAAUAUACAGAAUACAAAUAUAUAAAAAAAAUGCAUCCUGUAUGCAACAAGGCACUAGGAAUACACUUUCUGGCCUAAAUGCAAAGCAUUUAUUCAAUUCCCCCAUUUAAUUAAUAUACAGGUGCAGCUCAAUAAAUUAGAAUAUUGUGGAAAAGUUAAGUAAUUUCAAUAAUUCAAUUGACAAAGUGAAACUCAUAUAUAUCGUGGAUUAAUUACACAAAAAGUGAAAUUGUUCAAGCCUGUAUUUGUUUUAAUCUUGAUGAUUACGGCUUACAGCUCAUGAAAACCCCAAAUUCAGUAUCUCAGAAAAUUUGAAUAUUGUGAAAAAGUUCAAUAUUGUAGACUCAAGGUGUCACACUCUAAUCAGCUAACUAACUCAAAACACCUGCAAAGGUUUCCUGAGCCUUUAAAUGGUCUCUCAGUCCAGUUCAGUAGGCUUCACAAUCAUGGGGAAGACUGCUGAUUUGACAGUUGUGCAGAAGACAGUCAUCAACACCCUCAUUGCUAAAGAAGCUGGCUGUUCACAGAGUGCUGUAUCCAAGCAUAUUCAUGGAAAGUCGAGUGGAAGGAAGAAGUGUGGUAGGAAAAGGUGCACAAGCAACAGGGAUAACCGGAGCCUUGAGAGCAUUUUCAAGCAAAGGCCAUUCAAAAAUGUGGGGGAGCUUCACAAGGAGUGGACUGAGACAGGAGUCAGUGCAUCAAGAGCCACCACGCACAGACGUAUCCAGGAAAUGGGCUACAACUGUCGCAUUCCUCGUGUCAAGCCACUCCUGAACCAGAGGCAACGUCAGAAGCGUCUUACCUGGGCUAAGGAGAAAAAUAACUGGUCUGUCGCUCAGUGGUCCAAAGUCCUCUUUUCAGAUGAAAGUACAUUUUGCAUUUCAUUUGGCAAUCAAGGUCCCAGAGUCUGGAGGAAGAGUGGAGAGGCAUAGAAUCCAAGUUGCUUGAAGUCCAGUGUGAAGUUUCCACAGUCAGUGAUGAUUUGGGGAGCCAUGUCAUCUUCUGGUGUUGGUCCACUGUUUUUCAUCAAGUCCAAAGUCAACUCAGCCGUCUACCAGGAAAUGUUGGAGCACUUCAUGCUUCCUUCUGCUGACAAGCUUUAUGGAGAUGCUGAUUUCAUUUUCCAGCAGGACAUGGCACCUGCCCACACUGCCAAAGGUACCAAUACCUGGUUCAAUGACCAUGGGAUUACUGUGCUUGAUUGGCCAACAAACUCGCCUGAUCUGAACCCCAUAGAGAAUUUAUGGGGUAUUGUCAAGAGGAAGAUGAGAGACACGAGACCCAACAAUGCAGACGAGCUGAAGGCCGCUAUCGAAACCACCUGGGCUUCCAUAACACCUCAGCAGUGCCACAGGCUGAUCGACUCCAUGCCACGCCGCAUAGAUGCAGUGAUUCAUGCAAAAGGAGCCCCAACCAAGUACUGACAGCAUGUACAAGAACAUACUUUUCAGAAGGCCAACAUGUCUGUAUUAAAUAUCCUUUUUUCACUGGUCUUACGUCAUAUUCUAAUUUUCGGAGAUACUGAAUUUGGGGUUUUCAUGAGCUGUAAGCCAUAAUCAUCAAGAUUAAAACAAAUACAGGCUUGAACUAUUUCACUUUUUGUGUAAUUAAUCCACGAUAUAUAUGAGUUUCAAUUUGUCAAUUGAAUUAUUGAAAUUACUUAACUUUUCCACAAUACUCUAAUUUAUUGAGCUGCACCUGUACUGUAUGCUCUGUUGUUAGAGGGGAAAGAAAGAAAAAACACAGUCUACCUUACCUGUAAGGUGCUAUUGUGUUUGUGUCAUACAAUACCAUGUACCGGUAUAAGGACAGAUGACGUUGGAGUUAUGUCAGUGCUGUGGUUUUUGGUUUGGGUCUCUGUUGAGGCAUUGUUGUUAGAAGCCUGUGGCGGUGAUCUAGGAGAGGACAGGUUGGGAAUGUUGAAUGCUUCACAGAUCACAACAGGCACGGUCUAUUAUUCCUACUGGGAAAUACACCUUCACGUGAAAGUGCCUGUCAAAACAAUGCAGUGUUGUUUCCCCUAGUUUUAGUGCCUACACUGGUCUUAGAGAGAGAAAGGGAAAUGAGACUGGUGAAAUAAAGAUGUUAUCAGACAAAAAAGGAAAAUAACCAAAGGAUGAAACGAGAAGCACUAACAGAAGAUGAAAAUUAACAUAGUCUACUGGAGAACUGACCUAAAUAUUAGAUGGACAACAGGUACAGCAGCAAGGUCAUCACUGAUACAUAGAUCAUACUAAAUCACCUUCCACCUCUUACAGUCGGCUCAGCCCAGCACACGAGGCCUCAUUGUUCAGUUACCUGAGUCCUCAGUACAGUGCCCGGGUUCCCACAUGGAUUGCCGGCCCUGACAACAAAGGCUGGAUUCAUCCCCUAGGAGACAGAGACAUUAACACAGAGAUCAGGUGUCAGUCAGGCCUGCGUUCCAUGGAGAUUUAGAUUUAGACACAAUAAAGGAGUUUCUGUGUUGCUGGCCUAUUUGUGUGGGGCUCUAGGGGCUGGGGACUGGGCUGGAGAGAGAGAGAGGGGUUUUUCGGUACAAUGAUAGUCAGGUUACAGCUCUGAAUGUCCAGUGAAUACCAUGAGCUACUGUUUUAUAACACAACACCCACCUGUCCUGUGUGUUCACUCAUAGAGUGGCAGGUCUAUAGAACAUCCCAGGCUAGAAACUAUGCCGAACAUAACUAAGCACCACAGACACUGAAUACUCUGCUUUAGUCGUGGUUACGUUGGCACAUCUCAGUGUGUGUGGUUUGUGUGCCACCUUUUGGUCAUGUUGGUUAUGAGUUCUUGAUACAGCAGAAGUUGAACGCAAGACAUUGGGGUUGCUAAUAUUGGACUCAGACCAUGGUUUCAGUUCACUAUAUUCUCUCUUGUCCUCUCCCCUCUUUUAGAUGUCCCAGCUGCAGGAGGAGAAUGCUGAGCUGAGGCUGAGGCUGGGAAACAGACAGAAGGAAGAAGAGGUGGCCCAACAGGCCAUCAGAGACAGAGAUGAAGCCAUAGCUAAGUAAGUGUGGUUUUACCUUUAUCAUGUAGUUAUUUUCUGCCUUUAUCAGUCUUUGUAAUUUCCUUCAAUGUUAUUUUCAAACAGCAUUUAGCAUUCAUAAAGUGACAUGUUCCAUUUGUACAUAAACCACCAGUCAAAAGUUUUAGAAAACCUACUCAUUCAAGGGUAUUUCUUUAUUUUUACUAUUUUUUACAUUGUACAAUAAUAGUGAAGACAUCAAAACUAUGAAAUAACACAUAUGGAAUCAUGUAGUAACCAAAAAAGUGUUAAACAAAUCAAAAUAUAUUUUAUAUUUGAGAUUCUUCAAUGAGUAGGUGUUCUAAAACUUUUGACCGGUAGUGUAGUUCAUGCCAUUUUAUGUGUACUGUAAGUGUAACAUAUGUCCCUGUGCUGUGUUUUCAGUGGAAGAUUGCCAUGGGCUUUCCACAUUUGUUUGCUAUGAAUCUAUGAUGAUGUCACUGUGACUUAACAUGUGUUUGUCCCCGUUUCAUCAUGGCAGGAAGAACCUGAUGGAGGCGGAGCUGGUGAGGAGUAAGAACGACAUGAUGUGUCUGAACAACCAGCUGCUGGAGGCUAUCCAACGCAAGCUGGAGCUGUCUCAGGAACUAGAGGCCUGGCAGGUGGGUCUCUCUGUCUCUCUGUUUCUGUCACCACACUUCUCUCUCUCUCUGUCUGUCUUUUGCUCUCUUUAUCUAUCUCUAUUUCUCUCCCUUCCUCUGCCCCUCUCUCGCAUUCCAGUAACAUAUUAGGGCACUUUCAUAAGCUCUGUGAAAAUAUUAACAUUGGUUUAAUUAAGCCUAUUAUCUUCAGGGCACCUCCAAUAGUCAAAAUGUAAUGUAAUCCUUGGCCACAGAGUCAGAAUUCUAGUAUUACAUAGAGACUGCUCUUUAGCUGUAGUGUCCCCACUGGGGUUAGGGACACGGCAACCUUUAAACAGCCCUCUAAGUUUGGACUGAAGGGAUCUGAACUGAAUGACAGGUGGCAAAGGCUAGAAGAAUCUCUCUGCUACUCUAGUCUACUGCUGAGUCAUGGUGCUAGUGUCAGGCCAUCUGCUUGGUGACUACCUCCCUCUUGUGGUCAUAUGAAGACAUGGCAACAUAUUCACUGUAACUGACCAGUUCAAUAGCGAUGAUUGAAACUUUCCUACAAUUUCAACCUCAUGCUAUUGGAAGCAUAUUUAAGCUAUUUUUAUAUCCAGCUCUUGCAUUUAAAAUGUAUGUAUGUAAAGUCUAAUGAGGCUGUAAUGUUUUUAUUUAUUUUCUUCAGGAUGACAUUCAGAUCAUCAUCAACCAGCAGCUGAGGACCCAGCAGCAGUCGGAGCAGGUCCAGAUGAAGCCUGCCUCCAACCCCAUGUCCUUCUGGAGGAGACCCAGCACCGCUUCCUCCACCAAGCCCCGCCGGCCCUCCUCCUCCCCCGCCUCCUGGACCUCUGAGGCUGGGCAAGAGAAGCCCCAGUCCCCCUGGAGAGACUGGCUCCGACCGGGCAAGGUGGCACAGCCUGGCAAAUAGUAAGCUGGUAUGUCUGUUGCUUCACCGUGAAGGACUGGCACAUAGCACAGAACUGUCUUGACCAGCUGGCCAUUGAAGAAGACGAGUCGAGUCGUCAAGACAGGAACAAGCUGGUGGAACACUACUGAGUGGAACUAUCAGUCUUGGUAGAUAGAGUAUCAAGCAGAACAGGACAGGCUGAACACUCAGUUAUAUAGUAGACUUCAGUAGAGUAUUAGGAUUCAAGACCAUGGUGUGUUGGAACAAGGACCAGAUAAGAGCCCUAAUGGACAAAGAGUUAUCAAUAAGUAGACAGUAGUUUCCCCACUGUCACUGAGAAUAACCUAAGAACAUAAAAAGCAUGUUAGAGCGGUUAAAGACUCUAGCAUGGUAACUACUAGCAUGGCCAGGGAGUCACACACUAGCAUGGUGAGAGCCACGACAAGGAAAGAUGGUUAGAAGUUGUCUUCUUCUGCCUUAUAAUGAUGGUUUUAAUUGUGAGGUCGUUGAUGCCUGAGAUUAUAAAUGUAUGUGUGAAUGUCAAUGUUUGUAAGAAUACUGAUAGUAUUUGCUCAGACUAUUUAUUUCAUCCAACCUUUAUUUAGGCAAUGUACAGACAGACUGGAGGGAAAUGAAGUUGAUAGAUUGACUGGACUCCGAUAAUAACACAUAAUGAAGUUAUUAUUCACCUAUAAUCAUGUUGUAAAUGGUUAGCUAUUUAGAAACACAGUUAGAUGAUAUCAGAUCUAAGUGGUAUUCCAAUCACUACAAUCUGUUCAAAAGAUGUAAUAAUAUUCAAUGUUGCCUGCUGUCUAUGCAAAAUGGUUUCCAUUAUGUAUUCAGAGAAAACAGUCCUUAGUAGAUAAUAACCAAAUAUACACUAGGUGCUAAUAAAUAAUCCCUUGAUAUACAGUAUGUCAUGGGUUCUCGUGUGAAAUGUUAUGUGAACUAGAUACAAUAUGAUUUAGGUCCAAAAUGCAUUUCAUGCAUUGUAUUCUUACCUUAUGGGCCUUAGUUUUUGCCACACAACUGAAGGGGACAUUUUGGGGGAAGGGUGCAAUAUAGAUCAACUCUAACUAGGAUGGUCAUAUAAGGUCAUACUUAUUUUGUUUACAGUACCAGAACAAUCUUUGAUUUUAUUUUUUACAAUCUAAUGGACAGAAUGCAUGCAAUAUGUUGUCAACACGUUAAGUAAGUUCUGUCCUGUUGUUUAUCGACAUUUGCUACUUGUUCAUUUUCAUUUAGGUUUUUAUUGACAAAAUCAGAAUGUCCUCAAACUAUUUGAUUUAGUGAAAAACAGAACAAUGCUGAUUGAAUGACUGAAAAUGUCUAGUACUUGCAACUCUUAUUACAGAAUAAAUAAUGCUAACAUUUUGAUUCAUAUGACUAAUUGUUGUAAUAUAUGAAUGUUAUCAAUGUGCAUACAUUAUGUUGUGUAUC